CAUGGUGGGCAAGAUGCCCAACGUCACUUGGCUUGAAGGCUCCUUUGCGGAAACCGUGAAGGGGUGGCAAUCGGGAUGGUUUUAUAUCAUCGAGCCGCGCGAUGCCAACUGUGUGGCGGCCCCGGGAUUCCGAUCCGGCAUCCCUGUGCGGCUCACUUCCUGGAAGAGGAAGGGCCUUGACUGGGGCGCAUCCGCGGAGCUAACCGGACUCUAGAAUUGUGUCAAAAACAUGAUAACCAAGAAAAUCAAGCUGGUCAAUGUGGUCCAGGUCAUGCUAUUUCGCCGGAUUCUCCCGUGUCAGAGAUGGGCAUUCAACCUGUGGGAGUUCGACGCGCCCAACACCAGACACUGCAAGAGCUCUUUGACACGACGCACAAAGACGCCUGAAAGGUGUUGUUCAAGGCCAGCGAAGUUCCCCCCCACAUCCGAGGAUCGCGGACUCAGCGCCAGGCGCCAGGCCAAUGCGGAAUAUGUGGCGACGGCGGAGCGGAUCGACUGUCCGGCUCCGUUGCCCGAGGACCCAGCAGACGAACUCCCGACGGAGAUGCUGGCUCCGGCACCCUAUCAGGUGCCGGAGAAGAAGGCCAAGAAAAAGGCCAUGGGGACCAGAAGAAGUUCCCGGCGCAACGUGGUGCCGGACUCAUCGUCCGAAGACACCGAGGCGCACUACUCCAACGACAACGAGGAGGAGGAGGAAAACCCUCUCCCCGAAAACAAGGGGGGGGGGAAGAAGAGGAAAGCCACCCUUUCAGGGGAGGCCGAAGGGUCCAAGAAGGGACGGACCCUUCCUCCGGACCACUCCACCACUGCCGCCUAUAGCGAGGAGUGGCUACCCAGGGGCAAGCCCCUGGCAAGAUCGUAAGUAUCUGGACUCCGUAAUACUUUUAGUGCGACUUAGCUUCAUAGUUUGUUAUAACGCCGAACACACAUAUGCAGUCCGGCCA
This is a messenger RNA of Triticum aestivum (bread wheat), 944 nucleotides long. RefSeq lists its product as uncharacterized. NCBI's taxonomy places the organism in Eukaryota, Viridiplantae, Streptophyta, Magnoliopsida, Poales, Poaceae. The record is from RefSeq and is a predicted model, not a curated record. The coding region runs from base 230 to 862 and encodes 210 amino acids. The transcript is spliced from 2 exons.